AUGUUGAAGUUCCUGUCGAGAGUGAGAUUCGAGUUCAACGCACUGGAUCCGCGGACGGCGUGCUGCAUGGAAUUCUUGGCGCAGUGCAACGCCGCCAGGCACAAGGAGCUCAAUCCGGGGUGUCAGGUCGUGGUGAAGCGGCGCACCGACGACCACCCUCCUCAGAUCACCAUCACCUACGUCAACGGCACCGAGGAGGUCGUCGACGCGACAUCCACCACCGCCCAGGCCCUCCGCGAGCGGGUGAUCGAGAAGGGACAGAUGCUCUCCACGGAGCAGAUGUUCCGCGAGGCCGGAGAGCGCUGGCCCGUCGUCAUCCCCGAAGAAGAGCUCCACAUGACCUUCCCCGGCACCAAGGUGACCCCCCUAAUCGCAGUUGAUUCUCCUGCUUCUCCUUCUGGCUGGCCGAUCCAUCUCUCAUUCCGCCCCUUUUUUUGCCUCGUUUCGCCGUCUUUCUCUUUCUAGGCAUUUGAUCGAGCAGUUGAUGUGGAUGUAAGGUGAGAUGGGAGACACCUCUUUGGAUGCCGUGUUCUUCUUCGCCGAGGAUGUUGUUAACAUGGCCGGGGCAACUAGGGUUAUUUCGGCCUUCACAUGCUUAAAACUUUCUGUUCUUUUACAGCUCUGCCCAUCUGUAGAGUAAUGGAACCGUGCCUGGUGACCCUUCUCGUGUUCCUUUUCUUGUUGGUUACAUGUUAUCCAUGACUUGGUCCUUGAUCCUGGAUUAGUUAGGCAAGAGCGGCGUAGUGAGCUAGAGAGAGGGAGAGAGAGAGAGAAGCAGACGAAAUCCCUAUUAAGAUUCGGGCACUCAUAUCUGGAUAA
This is a messenger RNA of Spirodela intermedia, 819 nucleotides long. The record is from the annotation of a GenBank genome assembly. Lineage: Eukaryota; Viridiplantae; Streptophyta; Magnoliopsida; Alismatales; Araceae.